UGAAACUAAACUCAGUCUCUGUCAGCGUGUGGCAGGAAAAUGGCGGAGGCAAGUAUCUCGGUGUGCCAGGACCAGUUCAGCUGUUCAAUCUGUUUGGAUCUACUGAAGGAUCCGGUGGCUAUUCCCUGUGGACACAGUUACUGUAUGGACUGUAUUAAGGGCUGCUGGGAUCAGGAUGAUCAUACUGGUGUCUACAGCUGUCCCCAGUGCAGACAGAUCUUCACCCCAAGGCCUGUUCUGGGUAGAAACACCAUGCUGGCUGAAGUGGUGGAGAAACUGAAGAAGACAGUUGCUCCUCCUGCUCACUGUUACGCUGGACCUGGAGACAUGGCGUGUGAUUUCUGCACUGAGAGAAAAUGCAAAGCCAUCAAGUGCUGCCUGGUGUGUCUGGCCUCUUACUGCGAAAAUCACAUUCAGCCUCACUACGAAUUUCCUGCCUUUAAGCAGCACAAAUUGAUCAAAGCCAGCAGACAACUAGAGGAGAUGAUUUGCUCUCAUCAUGACAAAGUGAUGGAGGUUUACUGUCGUACUGAUCAGCAGUGUAUCUGUUAUCUGUGUACAAUGGAUGAACACAGAGGCCACGAUACAGUCUCAGCUACAGCAGAAAGGACUGAGAAACAGAAGCAGCUGGGAGAGACACGGAGGUAAUUCCAGCAGAGAAUCCAGGAGAGAGAGAAGUAGCUGCAGGAUCUGAGACAGGCUGUGGAGUCGCUCACGGUGGGUACUGACCAGAGGAG
Megalops cyprinoides (Indo-Pacific tarpon) is the source of this 737-nucleotide messenger RNA. RefSeq names its product E3 ubiquitin/ISG15 ligase TRIM25-like. The coding region runs from base 40 to 648 and encodes 202 amino acids. The record is from RefSeq and is a predicted model, not a curated record. Gene Ontology annotation, molecular function: zinc ion binding. Lineage: Eukaryota; Metazoa; Chordata; Actinopteri; Elopiformes; Megalopidae. The transcript is spliced from 2 exons.